UGAAAAGCAAACCACAACUAAAAAACAUUACCAUAUUACCACGACAACCACUAUUGAAUUGCACUCCACCUAAUCUUAUUAACAAAAACACAAAUACACAAACUAAGAGAUAGAAAAAGUAGAGAGUGUAGAGAGAGAGAGUGGUAGCUUUGGUUGGUGCUUCUUCUACAUCUAUCCAUCCCAUCCGAACCCUAGAUUUCAAAUUCCUCUCUGUAGCUCUCCAGAUCCGCCGGCGAUUCUCCACCGGAGCCCGCUCUCCGAUCCGAGUCCACUCAAUGGGUGACCACGCCGACUCGUUCGGUUAAAAUGUUGGUCACUCUCAGUGCUUUCACUUCGAUUGGUCACACGUUCAAUGUCAUAGUUUCAGUAGCUUUUUUGGUGCUGUCUGAAAAUGUCGGCUUCGUUGGCGGCUUUCGAGCGGCCCAGAAUUGGAGCUACAAACACGGUUUUCAAGAGCGGGCCUCUUUUCAUAUCUUCAAAAGGACUAGGUUGGAAGUCUUGGAAGAAGCGUUGGUUCAUCCUAACACGCACUUCUUUGGUCUUUUUCAAAAACGAUCCUAGUGCACUUCCCCAGAGAGGUGGUGAAGUAAAUCUGACUUUGGGUGGUAUCGACUUGAAUAAUUCAGGGAGUGUGGUUGUUAGAGAGGAUAAAAAGCUGUUAACUGUACUGUUUCCUGAUGGACGUGAUGGGCGAGCAUUUACACUUAAGGCAGAGUCGUCAGAGGACUUGUAUGAGUGGAAGACGGCCCUGGAACAUGCUCUUGCACAGGCACCUAGUGCUGCCUUAGUGAUGGGGCACAACGGGAUUUUUCGGAAUGACACAAAUAAUUCAAUUGAAGGGUCUUUCCAUCAAUGGAGGGAUAAGCGUCCUGUAAAAUCUUUGGUUGUUGGACGGCCAAUUUUGCUAGCACUAGAAGAUAUAGAUGGAGGUCCAUCUUUUCUUGAAAAAGCUCUUCGAUUUCUUGAGAAGUAUGGAACUAAGGUUGAAGGAAUUUUGCGACAGUCUGCAGAUGUUGAGGAGGUGGACCGCAGGGUUCAGGAAUACGAACAAGGCAAGACUGAAUUUGAUUCUGAUGAGGAUGCUCAUGUUGUUGGUGACUGUGUUAAGCAUGUUCUCCGGGAACUACCCUCAUCUCCUGUUCCUGCUUCCUGCUGUACUGCUUUGCUGGAGGCUUAUAAAAUUGAUCGCAAGGAAGCUCGGGUAAAUGCUAUGCGCUCCGCAAUAAUGGAGACGUUUCCUGAACCAAACAGGCGUUUAUUACAGAGAAUCCUGAAGAUGAUGCAUACAAUUUCUUUACAUGCUUCUGAAAAUCGGAUGACUCCAUCUGCUGUUGCCGCUUGUAUGGCACCAUUGCUCUUACGGCCUCUUUUAGCUGGUGAAUGUGAGUUGGAGGAUGAAUUUGAUGUUAAUGGUGAUAAUUCAGCCCAGCUUCUCGCUGCUGCAAAUGCUGCUAAUAAUGCUCAAGCUAUCAUCACAACACUCUUAGAGGAGUAUGAGAACAUUUUUGAUGAUGAUAAUCUACAUAGAUGCUCUAUUUCAGCUGAGUCCCGGAUUGAAAACAGUGGGACUGAAGAUUCAACUGAUGAUGAAAAUCUGGAUAUGAAAAACAAUGGUUACCAUGAUGCAGAAAAUGAAGUUGAUCCAGAAACUGAUGAUGAUCCUGAUCGUGUACACAGUGGAAAAUUGAGUGAAAGCAGUGGUUCUGUUGGAAGUGAUCUUUAUGACUACAAGGCCUUUGGAGGUGAUGAUUCCGAUGUUGGAACCCCUAGGAAUAAUCGCACUUCGGCAACAAAACCAAAUCCACUUGCAAAUUCUCAACCACUUAGAGAUUCUAAUCAAUUUAAUGAGCAACAAGGCCCACCAAGGAAGAAAAGUGAAAGUGAGUUGGAUUCUCCUGAAAUUUUACCUGGCAGUGAGUCAACUCGAUCCAUGGGGGAGGUGUUGUCAUCUAUGGAUCCAGGGCUACCUCAGUCGGUCCUUGGGCCUGAAUCAUCUGCUGAGAAGUCUAUAAGUAAACUUACAAACUCCAAUCUCAAUGUUAAACGGUCUACAUUUUGGGGAAAAGGAGCUGUCAGAAAGAUGCCUUCAAUGGAAUCAGUUGAUUCUUCUGGAGAGGAAGAACUUGCUAUUCAGAGGCUUGAGAUCACCAAAAAUGACUUACAACAUAGGAUUGCAAAAGAGGCGAGAGGAAAUGCAAUUUUACAAGCUAGCUUGGAGAGAAGGAAGCAAGCUUUGCAUGAGCGCCGCUUGGCACUUGAACAAGAUGUUUCAAGGCUGCAAGAGCAGUUGCAAGCUGAGAGAGAUCUAAGAGCUGCAUUGGAGGUUGGGUUGAGCAUGUCUUCUGGACAAAUUUCCAGCUCCCGCGGAAUGGAUUCCAAAACGAGGGCCGAGCUUGAGGAGAUUGCUCUUGCUGAAGCUGAUGUGGCCCGGCUGAAGCAGAAGGUUGCAGAAUUACACCAUCAACUUAAUCAGCAACGUCAAAAUCACUAUGGCUCCCUUUCUGAUGUGUGUGAUCGUUUUCAACAUGUCCUAGAUCGCAAUUCUCAACAGAAAUUUCUUCAGCAAGAUUUUGAUACAACCCUUGCUUUUUGUAACCAUGAAAGGAAACAAAGAACCGAGGAGAGUUUGCUGGGGGCAGAUUUGAGGAAUAGCAAAGGUCAGGUAUUAACUUCUGGCAGCAGUAGCAGGCAACCUUCUCGGAAGCAAUUUUUGGACACAACAAGCUUGAGUGAUUCUAAAAGUAACGAAGCAUCCACUAGUGCAUCUGUGGAUGAGCUCUGUGCUGUUGAUUCUGCCUCUGUGCCUUCCACUUCUAGGGCAGUAGAGGUAUUGGAUUAUCCUAGACAGCCAUCAGCAGCGUCCUCCACUUUGGUAGAAUUAACAACACGUCUCGACUUCUUCAAGGAACGGCGCUCUCAGCUGAUGGAACAACUCCACAACCUCGAUUUAAAUUAUGGGACGACAUCUUCUCAAGAUUUUAUGUAUAAAGCCACAUCUCCACGAUGGAACUGACAGGCGAUGAUGCCCAUGGAUGGAGUUGAGAAGAUUGACCAACUUCUUCCCUUUUGUAUAUCCACUGUACUAUUGCAUAUAGUUGUAUCUCCCGACACACUGUUCCGAAUACUCUCUUUUUUCAUUUCUUUUUCUUUUAUUUAAAUUUCUGUGUUCUUUUUGUACUGAGAACAUUAUUUGUUUUCGGUGAGGAGCGUUCUUUUUUUAUUUAUUUUUUUCAUUUUGUGUUACUGAAUAGUGUGAACAUAAUAAGUAUUUAUAUCAUUCUUGUAUAAAAUAGUAGGGAAGAAUUUUAAUGUUACAAACUUCUCUGUGAUA
Messenger RNA from Cornus florida, 3331 nucleotides. RefSeq names its product rho GTPase-activating protein 7-like. Gene Ontology annotation, biological process: signal transduction. NCBI's taxonomy places the organism in Eukaryota, Viridiplantae, Streptophyta, Magnoliopsida, Cornales, Cornaceae. The transcript is spliced from 22 exons. Bases 392 to 3013 code for a protein of 873 amino acids. The record is from RefSeq and is a predicted model, not a curated record.